Messenger RNA from Sphaeramia orbicularis (orbiculate cardinalfish), 1669 nucleotides. Its product is annotated as ras-related protein rab7-like. Gene Ontology annotation, molecular function: GTPase activity; GTP binding. The coding region runs from base 103 to 717 and encodes 204 amino acids. The transcript has 5 exons. Gene Ontology annotation, biological process: endosome to lysosome transport; phagosome-lysosome fusion. The record is from RefSeq and is a predicted model, not a curated record. NCBI's taxonomy places the organism in Eukaryota, Metazoa, Chordata, Actinopteri, Kurtiformes, Apogonidae. Gene Ontology annotation, cellular component: late endosome; phagocytic vesicle; lysosome.
UCCAAAGUACGGCUACAACACAAAGUUACGUGCAGACCCUGAAGGCAUCAGCAGCAGCAGCAGGUCUGAGUCCAGUGGAAAUAAGUGUGAUCAGAUCUGAAGAUGGAGGAGAGAACAGGACCUGUCACCCUGAAAAUAAUCCUCAUAGGGAACUCUGGGGUGGGAAAGUCCUCCUUCAUGAACAGAUAUGUCAGUCACCGCUUCACCAACAUGUACCGGGCCACCCUUGUGACUGACUUUCUUUCCAAAACGCUAAACCUGGGGGAGGACACUGUCACCCUGCAGAUCUGGGACACAGCAGGCACAGAGAGGUUCCAGUCCCUGGGAGCACCCCUGUACCGGGGAACCCACUGCUGCAUUCUGGUGUUUGAUGUCACGUCCAUGGACAGUUUCCGUGCCCUGGAGCAGUGGAGGAAGGAGUUCCUGAUCCAGGGAGAACCUCAGGACCCAGAAGAGUUCCCCUUCAUUGUGCUGGGAAACAAAACCGACCUGAACCAGCGGGAGGUUUCUCGCAGUCGAGCCCUGCAGUGGUGCGAGGAAAUAGGAGCAGAUUAUUUUGAAGGAAGUGCCGAACAGGACGUGGACGUGGACGGUCCGUUCCAAUGCGCAGCUCAGAGGGGCUUCAGACAGUACAAAAAACACACAUUGGAAAAUACAGGACAUUUCCAGAUAACCUGCAAACAGCCGAGAGAAACUCGCAACAACUGCCAGUGCUGAGAGCAGCACCGGUCCCAGCGGGGGGGGGAAAGUCCAGAGAGACCUCGGCACUGCUGAUGAUGACCUAUCUAACGAGGGCGCAAAAAGAGUGACCCAGCAAAGGUACUGUGGAAGGAAAGGACACAAUUGUAUACCACAUGGAGAGAGGAACAAACUCAGUAAAUGUUUUUUUUCUUUUUUUGAGAACCUUCAGCUUAUGGUCUAACUUAAGGCAUCACUACUAAAAUACACUGCUUUUGCAUGCAUGUCUAGUUUUGUUCAACAGACACACCGACACGCACAAAAUUAUGAAUGCAUAUGAAGAGAAAGUUCAGUUCUAGAAAGGAAAUCGGGAGAAAACCACAAACGGAAAACCAAGGUGCGAGCCAGAGAAAAAGGCGGCACGCGGGCACUUGGUCCUGAUCUUCCUGGCGGGUAGCGUCACAACCGAAGCGCCGCCCCUUACAAAGUAGAUAUACACUCAUGUCCGUUCAGAAACCUCCUCCCUGUACAAGUUUGUAUUGUAAUGAACGUAGCAGUGAUUCAGACUCCUACAGUGAAUCAGCUCGACAGAAGCAAAUUAGAACAAUCAGGGAGACUAUAUAUAUUUAUAUAUAUAUUUGUUUCUUUUAUAAGUAAAGACACAAAAGGCAAUCAAGAGAUGACCAACAUGUAAAAACAGUUUGUUACAGGUAAUUAUAUAAAAGGCCAAGAUGUUUUUGUUUUUUUGUUUCGUUUUUCUUUUUAUUCUUGCUCUAUGAACGAACUAAUUUACAAGUGAGUACACUCUGGCUAUGUAAGCUUUCCUCCCAAGACGUUCCCAUUCAAAGACAUACGCGCUUACAUGUCACAGUUCGCUUGCACACCAUCUGUAGUCUGAAAUACAGAGCCGUGAAAGAAAAAAAUGGAAAUUUAUUAAAUGGAUUCACAUACAUCAAUAGGAUAGGGAAAUCAUGUCUACUAAUAUAAUUUG